AUGCUUCGACGCACCCCCACCACAAUCACCCUCACCCAGGCGGACAUUGAGCAGUGGGAAGCUAGCCGCCAACGCAAACUCCACGAGGCUCAGCAGAAGCUCGAAGCUGAGAUCGCUGCGAACGAAUCCAAUGCCGUAGCCAAGUCUAAGCAAAAGUCUACCAAGGACCGUAUCAUGGGUGGAACUGGAAAGGGCUAUUGA
This is a messenger RNA of Alternaria ventricosa, 201 nucleotides long. RefSeq lists its product as uncharacterized. Gene Ontology annotation, biological process: anaphase-promoting complex-dependent catabolic process. Gene Ontology annotation, cellular component: anaphase-promoting complex. Lineage: Eukaryota; Fungi; Ascomycota; Dothideomycetes; Pleosporales; Pleosporaceae. The record is from RefSeq and is a predicted model, not a curated record. The transcript has a single exon. The coding region runs from base 1 to 201 and encodes 66 amino acids.